Messenger RNA from Sphaerulina musiva SO2202, 1735 nucleotides. RefSeq names its product MFS general substrate transporter. Gene Ontology annotation, biological process: transmembrane transport. The record is from RefSeq and is a predicted model, not a curated record. Bases 1 to 1563 code for a protein of 520 amino acids. The transcript has 2 exons. NCBI's taxonomy places the organism in Eukaryota, Fungi, Ascomycota, Dothideomycetes, Mycosphaerellales, Mycosphaerellaceae. Gene Ontology annotation, molecular function: transmembrane transporter activity.
AUGACAGGCAAAACUUCCAGUCUUGCCAAAGCGCUCAAUACACUGCAGAUUCCAGGCUAUCAAAACUAUGCCGUGGAACCUGCGGGGCUCCAAUGGCGAUCAAACACCUUGUUCAUCGUGGCGACAGUGGCCGUAGGGCUCUUUACAGACCUCUUUCUCUAUGGACUGGUCGUGCCGGUGCUACCCUUUAUGCUACAAGAUCGAGUCGGAGUGCCCGAAGAUCAGGUUCAAAGUCUGACGUCGGGACUGCUGGCAGCUUAUGCAGCUGCGAGUGUCGUUUUCUCGCCCGUCGCUGGAAUCUUGGCUGAUAAGGUCGCAACGAGACAGGCCCCCUUCCUGUUUGGUUUACUCGCACUUCUGGCAUCGACCGUACUGUUGUUCUUGGGGACCAGUGUUCCGGUGCUGGCGCUCGCGAGGAUCUUGCAGGGCAUCAGUGCAGCCUUUGUUUGGACUAUUGGACUGGCUUUGUGUCUGGAGACUGUCGGACCUGAGAAUUUGGGGAAGACGAUCGGCUCGAUUUUCAGCUUUAUUGCAGUUGGAAACCUUGCAGCGCCGAUACUGGGCGGCGUGCUAUACGAGAAAACUGGAAUCGUGGGCGUCUUUGCCUUGGGGGCUUCUAUGCUGGCGGUCGACUUUAUCAUGCGGCUUCUCGUCAUUGAGAAGAAGGUUGCCAACAAGUACUACGCCGACGAUCCGAGCACAGUCAGCGACCUCAAUACAUCCCGUGGCCGAGACACCACUAGUGGACAAGACCAGGACACAGAAGCGCAAGGAGAUUCUCAAGGCAACGGGGAAGAGACGCCUCUUCUUGGUCUUGCCGGCAAGCAUCCAGACGAUGCCUACUACAAACUCGAGCCUCGUGAGCAUUACGCGACUAUUGCCCAAUACGUUCCCAUCUUACCCUGUCUCGCGGACCCGAUGCUUGUAACAGCCCUCCUAGUUGCAAUGGUCCAAGCGAUCCUACUCGGUUCGUUCGAUAGCACUAUACCGACAGUCGCAAAACAACUCUUCGACUUUAGUUCACUCCGAUCGGGGCUUCUCUUCAUUCCGCUGGGAGUCUUUGACUUUAUACUGGGGCCAAUCUUUGGAUGGUGCGUCGACCGCUACGGUACCAAGCCGGUAGCUGUUCUUAGCUACGCCUUCUUGGUGCCAGUGUUGGCGUGUCUCCGCAUUCCACACGAAGGGGGCACGGAUCAGAUUAUCAUCUACGCUGUUCUCUUGGCACUUUGCGGUAUUGGUCUGGCUGGUAUUGGAGCACCGAGCAUCGUCGAAGCUGGGGCCAUUGUGCAGAAAUACUACGACGUCAAUCCCGAUUACUUUGGUGCGAAUGGACCUUAUGCGCAGCUAUAUGGCAUGAGCAACAUGGUUUUCAGCUUUGGACUUGCUGUUGGUCCGGAGCUGGCUGGCGAGUUGAAGCAAGUGAUAGGAUAUGGGAACAUGAAUGCCGUCUUGGCAGCGGUAUGCUUAUCGACGAGCAUAUUGUGCUUCGUCUUUAUUGGUGGCAAGCCACAGGUAUUGCGGAGGCAGAACAGAAAUACGCAUCUGUCUCGGAAGCGAGCGUAGGGCAUGGGAAGUCAUAUGAAGUCUUUCCUGAUGCACCGCAAUACGACGUGAGUCUUAACUCCGAUAUUGAAAUCACUACUCUGUGCGCUCAGAGCUGCAGAUCCGCCUCACCGUUUGAUAUGUACCGGGCGUUUCAACGCCCGGAGACGUCCCACUGCCAUCUAGAUCGACA